AUGAUCAGAAGACUUUUAUCCACAACCAUGACCAAGAAAGCCAAAGCACAGGACUUUAUCCUCAAGACCCCCAAGGGCACCAAGGAUUGGGCCGAUAAAGAUAUGAUCAUCCGAGAGUCCAUCUUUAACAAAUUAUCUACAAUUUUCAAAAAACACGGAGGUGUCACCAUCGACACCCCGGUAUUUGAAUUGCGUGAAAUCUUGACGGGCAAGUAUGGUGAGGACUCCAAAUUGAUCUAUAACUUGGAAGACCAAGGUGGCGAGUUGUGCUCGUUGCGUUACGACUUGACUGUGCCUUUUGCGAGAUUUGUUGCGUGCAACAGUGUCAGCACCAUCAAGAGAUACCAUAUUGCCAAAGUGUACAGACGAGACCAGCCUGCCAUGACCAAAGGUAGAAUGAGGGAGUUUUACCAGUGCGAUUUUGACAUUGCUGGGAACUACGACUUGAUGGUGCCCGACUCGGAAAUCUUGAAUAUUCUAUGUGAGGGUUUAGUUGGAUUGAACAUUACUGACUUCAAAGUCAAGUUGAACCACAGGAAAAUCCUUGAUGGUAUUUUUGAAGCUUGUGGAGUUCCCGAACUGGAUAUUAGGAAAGUCUCAUCGGCAAUUGAUAAAUUGGAUAAAUUGCCUUGGGAAGCUGUCAAGAAGGAGAUUUUAGAAAAGGGUCAAAGCGAAGAGGUUGCUGAUAAAAUCUGGACAUUUGUGCAACACAGUGGUUCCAUUAGGGAGAUUAUCGAUAUUUUGAGAAAAAGCGAUGGGUUGGAUAACAAGUCUGCCCAGGAAGGUAUCUCCGAGAUGGAAGUUUUGGCUGAUUACGUUGAAGCGUUUGAGAUUCAAGAUUAUUUGAAGUUUGACUUGAGUUUAGCCAGAGGGUUGGAUUACUAUACGGGGUUGAUUUAUGAGGCUGUCACUUCUGCCUCAGCACCGCCAAAGAAUGCCAGCGAAUUAAAGAGCAAAGCAGCGGAAAAGAAAACCGAAAAGAAGAACAAGCAGAAGAAGGAUGGCGCUGUUGCUGGUGAAGAAGCACAAGUAGAAGAAGAGGAAGAAGAAGAUGCUUCCGAGUAUGUUGGUGUUGGAUCCAUUGCAGCAGGUGGCCGAUAUGACAACUUGGUGGGGAUGUUUGCCAACAACAAGUCCAUCCCCUGUGUUGGUAUCUCAUUUGGUGUCGAAAGAUUAUUCUCCAUCAUCAAACAGAAAGUCGACUUGAGCAAACUAAACUCGCAACAUACAGAUGUAUACGUGAUGGCGUUUGGAGGCGGCGAAGGCUGGAACGGAUUCUUGAAGGAGAGAAUGCAAAUCACCAACAGAUUAUGGAAGGCCGGCAUCAAUGCCGAGUACCUAUACAAGAACAAGGCCAAUAUCAGAAAGCAAUUUGACGGUGCUGAAAAAUCGGGUGCCAAGAUUGCUGUCAUCUUGGGCAAAGAAGAGUUUCCCGAGGGGAAAUUGCGAAUCAAGGUGUUGGGCCAAGGCGAGGAAAAUGAAGGCGAGUUGGUUCCUGUUGACGACUUGAUUCCAGUAGUGAAGAAAGAAUUGGCCAAGAUUAGCGUAGAUGAUGUUACUGCAUCGCUCAACAAUUUAUAG
Molecule: messenger RNA, 1581 nt
Organism: Lodderomyces beijingensis
Lineage: Eukaryota; Fungi; Ascomycota; Pichiomycetes; Serinales; Debaryomycetaceae
Source: the annotation of a GenBank genome assembly